GCUUUGUGAAAGCAUCGGAGUGAUCAACCGACUGCUGCCUCAGACUCAACACCUGGGGCCGGGCUGCGGAGCGCGUUCACGCAACCAAACUCAACCACGGGGCAUCAGUUACCAGCCGCUCGCACGCAGCCGCUGUAGCUAGCUCAAUUAAGGCCCGCUCGGCUUAGUCCACCGAGCGCCCAGCCAGCUGGGAAAGACCGCCCUCGCCCCCGGAGUCGCCAUCGACAGCUGACGAGCAGUCGACCGUCCGCCCUCUGGCCCUAGCGAGUGGCCGUCGCCAAAGCGCCUUCAGCAACACCGCAACCUCGCGAUUCGCUUCACAGCGGUCGUGGGGGAGCGGACUGGCGAUUUCGCAUCCUCGACACUCGCUAAGUGAUUCACAGCUGAGUUACUUGCGAGCUUGGGUGCACUUCUGGUGAACUGGGAGCCCAUUUGUGUGUCAGCAACAGCGGCCAAUCUUGCUUGCUUGUUCUGCACAACGACUGGGACCUGACUGGCCAGUCGGUUGGGCUGCCCUGCCGGAAGGCCGAACGCGCUUCGUGCUUGCACACCGCGCUCCGCACUUACCCGCACCGAGGCUGACUCCGGGCCCACGCCCCUGUCGCCUCCGGCACCCUCCCGCUGCAGUGCUCGCCGACCCGGCGCAGCCCGCCAGCCAGCUCUGAGCUAACCAGCCGAGCGCCACCAUCACGGGGUCAGGCAUGACCUCGCCACCCCAGUCGGACCAGGGCCGAAGCCUACGCCGCAGCCUUCGCGUGCAGGAGCGCGCCACCGCCCCUGCGGCGGCGGGCCCGUCUGCCGCUGAGCGCGUCCAGGCUCACGGCCCCGCGCGGUGGGUGGCCGCCGGGGCACCAGAAGCCGCCGCAGCGCGCGCCGCCGCUGCUGCCGCUCCCGCCCCCGCCGCCAUCCUUGCGCCCCCUGCCGCUGCCGGAGCCGCCUACGGCGUCGCUGCUGCUGCUGCGCCCGUCGCCGCCGCCGCACCCGCCUUCGCCGCCCCCGCGCAGCCGCCCGCCGCCGCUGGAGCCGCCUACGGCGUCGCUGCUGCUGCCGCACCCGCCGCCGCCGCCGCACUCGCCUUCGCCGCCCCCGCGCAGCCGCCCGCCGCCGCUGGAGCCGCCUACGGCGCCGCUGCUGCUGCCGCACCCGUCGCCGCCGCCGCACCCGCCGCCGCCGCCCCCGCGCAGCCGCUCGCCGCCGCUGGAGCCGCCCACGGCGCCGCUGCUGCUGCCGCACCCGUCGCCGCCGCCGCACCCGCCUUCGCCGCCCCCGCGCAGCCGCCCGCCGCCGCCAGGGCCGCCCACGGCGGCGCUGCUGUUACUGCGCCCGGCGCCGCCGCCGCACCCGCCUUCGCCGCCCCCGCGCAGCCGCUCGCUGCCGCCGGGGCCGCCCACGGCGGCGCUGCUGUUACUGCGCCCGUCGCCGCCGCCGCACCCGCCUUCGCCGCCCCCGCGCAGCCGCCCGCCGCUGCCGGAGCCGCCUACGGCGCCGCUGCUGCUGCUGCGCCCGUCGCCGCCGCCGCACCCGCCUUCGCCGCCCCCGCGCAGCCGCUCGCCGCCGCUGGAGCCGCCUACGGCGCCGCUGCUGCUGCCGCACCCACCGCCGCUGCCGGAGCCGCCUUCGCCGCCCCCGCGCGGCCGCCCGCCGCUGCCGGAUCCGCCAGCAACUUCGACCAAGCGUUACGCAGGGCUUUCGGCGCGCCGGCUGCCCCCCGCAGCGUGCGUGCCACGCCCGCGGCGGGGGUCGGGCUGCAAGGGGCCUUCCUGGCCCUGGGCGUUCCGGAUGUCCUCCGCCGCCGUGGGUGCACUUGGGCCUCCGAUGCCACGGGGUCCAGCGCCAGCUCCUACCGGCCCUCUGACAGCGCGUCGGAGACCUCCUCGACCGCGGACACCGCCUCCGGCCGCCGGCAGGCCGCUGCGCGCGAGCUCACCGAGCUGUCCCCGGCCGGCGCCAACAACGGGCGGCGCGUGUGCAACAACCCCGCCUACGAGGAAGAAGAGGAGCUGCAGGCUGCCCUCGCCCGGUCCCGUCGUGACACCGGCCACCCCAGGCCGCCGCCGCCAGCAGGCCGCGCGGCAGCGUUGCUGACUGAGACGGCCGUCACCGUGCACGAGAUGCUGGGCGGUGGCCCCACCGGUGGUCUGGCAUUGGGAGGGCUGGCGCCGGCGGCCUCCCCGCCGCGCCUGGACCGCGCGCGGCGGCGGCACCUGCUCAACCUCGCCGCCAGCAGCCGGCCGUCGGCCUCAGCGGCCUCGAGCUCCUCCGGCCGCUCCGGCAGCUCCCACUGCACCACCUCCGCCUCCGCUCGCCCCGGCAGCGAGUCCAUGCACUCCGCGCGCAGCCAGCAGCCGUCUGCGUCGCAGCACAUCCACCUGCACGUGCACCCCGGGCCUUCACCGGCCGUUGCAGCUGCCCCGCCAGCCGCCGGGGCCGACUUCUUCCCCCACCUGGGCAGCUUGCGAGCCCGGUGCGUGGCGAGGUUGGCGGCGCGCCUCCGUCGUCACGAGGCCGCCGUGGCCGCCGCAGCGGCCAUCACACCUGCCGCCGCUGCGCCUGCCGCGGCCGCGCCCCCCGCCGCUGCACCUGCCGCCGCUGCGCCUGCCGCCGCCGCGCCCGCUGCCGCCACGCCCGCCGACGACAAGGUUCAGCUGGCCAGGGUCCGCGCUGCCGCCCUCGCGCACCUUCAGCGCCUCCACGCCGCGCUCGGGCCCCCCGCGCCGGCUGCAGCCGCAACACCAGCCGCCGCCGUGCCCGCCGCUGCUGCCGCCGCUGACGCCCCUGCCCCGCCGGCAGCCGCCGCCGGGCCUGGGCCCGACGCUGCCGCGCCCCAGCCACCGGUCUCUGUCGUCAACAUGGCGUCUUCGUCCAGCUCAAGCUCGGCGCCGGCGAGCGCCGGCGGCUGCCCUCUGUGGCCGAUGCCCCUGCCGGCGUGGCAGCCGCACCUGCUGGCGCAGCUGGACCACGCCGCCGCCGCGGCUGCGCCCCCGGCGGCCGCAGCUGGGGCCCCACCGGUGGCUCUAGCUGGCGGCCGUGGCGGAGUGGCACGCAUGGGCAUGGCUGCUGCCCAUCUUGCGGCGGCGACACCCGUCAACGGGGCCCCGCUCAGCAGUGCAGGCGCCGCCUGGCCUUCGGCGGCAGCAAUGCUGCGGCCGGCGCGCCCCAUUCCCUCGUGGAGUCAGACCGGGCGGCAACAGUACGACGGCGAGCGCGCCGGGCGGGCCAGGUUCAUGGUGGACGCGCACGGCUACACUGAGGAGCAGGCGGCGUGCGCCGACAUCAACAGCCCCUAUGCGCAGGACCCGCGCCUAAUCGCCCGCGCCCUCAUCCACGGCACGGCGGCUGGAGAGGCUGGCGCCGCGGCCGCAGCGCCCCAGUACGGGGCCGCCGGCCGCCGCGAGCGGCGCGGUGUGCCGGCCGCGGCGGCUGAGAGCGAGGAGCUGGGCCGCCUGCUGUUCCCCCGAGCCCGCACCCGGCGGCUUGACGAGACCGCCUCCGAUCUGGGGGGGCGGCGCGUGCGCAGGGCUGAGGAGGGACCGGACGGAGUGCUGGAGUACCUGGGCGCGCUGGCGCGGCCGCGGUACUUCCGCGUGCAGUGGAGUGACGGCGAGGAGCAGCAGCUGACGCUGGCGGAGGCGCGUCGGUUGCUCGCAGACUAGGUUGGCGGGGAGUGAGGAGGGUCGGGCAGGGGGCUAUUCAGAGGUUCACGAGGGAGAGGGCUAGGGGGGCGAGCGCUGGGGGGGGCAGUGGGCUUUGUGCAGCGGCUCGCAGCCUGUCUCCACCACGGCUUGGUCAGGCCUUGAGCGUCAGCCUGCCGCACCUACGCCAGAGGCGAUUCAGCGGACUGGGCUAUGGGAGGCAGUGAGCGGAGCCAGGAGCCGCCAUGGCCAUGCAUUGCCCCCAGCGGAAGGGCCGGGACAGCCGGCGCCUUGAGGAGUGUCAGCAUUUAGUAGGAGUAGCGAACGUACGGCUGUGGGGGCAGGUGGGAUUAGGCAGAGCAUGUUAGUUCAGGAGUAGGUAGGGUGCAGGCCCAAACCGCGGGACCAUAUGCGUGCGAAGUUAUGUGUGAGGCCCAACUACGGGACCUAAUGCGUGCCGUCGGUUGGCUGCGUGCGUGUGCUCGUGCCCUUGCUGUGCGUGCUGCCACCGGUCACUCGUACAACCAUGCCGUCGUUAGAACCCCGGACAUGUUUGUGGGGGGGACUUCAGCCCCCGGUGGCAGCCCUAGAGCAAAACAUGGCUGGGGCGUGACAGCUGUCGUGCGCCGUUGCCGGCGUGUGUCAUUCACCGGCAACCAGUGCCUGGGUAUGAGUCAUGAGGCGGUUAACAGUGUGUGAACUUGGGAGCGGGAAGUUACCCCAGCGGUUGAGAACUGGCGAGCUGUGGGUGGGUUGUGCGAACUACGUCUCGAUGUGUGGCUAGGGGUUUGGCGUCUGUGGUUUAGUUGUAGCCGUGUGACGGUGGUGUUUCUCUGGCUCUGGCGUCACCUUCGCCUGCACUGCGCAGGGCGAAGGCUCAUGGGCUCGUGUUGGGAGGCGUUGGGCAGCUGGUCAUGCGGGCGCUGAGCUGAGGAGGAGCUGCGUUGGGGGUCUGUUUGCCGUGGUGCUUUAUAAGAGUGUGCUCAGGGGAGCUUGGGGUCCAGGUUUCGUAG
Chlamydomonas reinhardtii is the source of this 4645-nucleotide messenger RNA. RefSeq lists its product as uncharacterized. The record is from RefSeq and is a predicted model, not a curated record. The coding region runs from base 702 to 3653 and encodes 983 amino acids. The transcript is spliced from 3 exons. Lineage: Eukaryota; Viridiplantae; Chlorophyta; Chlorophyceae; Chlamydomonadales; Chlamydomonadaceae.